UGCGGCAUCGAACCGCAAUACUGUUGUGAAUUUCCGUUGCUGUUCCCAUGGAGACUUUUCGAUUCACACACGACUUGUCCGCAGUAUAAGGAACAACGCAAUUGCUGCUGGUGUACAAGAGAAUCAGUAUUGGAGAUGGCUGAAGAGGACUGCUGGGUAUUCGACUCGCUCGUCGCCUUCCUCAACGGUCCCGUUUGGAACGCUCCGCUGCAGAGCUUCAUCGAAGAACGAUCUCUAAUUUUUGAGCCAAAUGAUGCCGAGCAUCCAGAAUACAAAAAGGCUUUCGAUGACUUCAAGAAUCUGGUUGAUUUCAUGCUGGGUAACUUCAUGGAGGAUAUUGGGAUAUCACCGCAGCAAUUUGAAGCUGCAUGCUUUAGGGGUGCUAAAGAAGCGGUUCCUCUCCACUUCGAUCCGAAUACUUUUGAGCAAAUAUGGGCAGCCAACGAUUACCAGAUGUUCAAAAGGAUGAUGGCUCAGAAGAAUGUUGAGCUACAGCUACAAGCGCUUGAAUUAAUCGAGCACAAAUACGGAAAAACUCCAGAACUGUUUAUACCAAAAGGUAGGGAAGGCGAAUCCUCUGCGGCGGUGGAAAUCGUCAAGUCCUCAGAUUUAGAACGAGAAAUCCUGGAAGAAGUCAGCAAGCAAUUUCCAAUAGAGAAGACGGAAGAAGUGGAGGUGGAAGAAGAAAUUAAUUAUCUGCAUAAAGAAAAGUUCAAUUUGGAGGAAACUUUGAAGAAAACUAUUGAGGAUAAGUUGACAACACAGAAGGCGGUUCUAGAGAAACAACUGGACGAAACCGAUGAAGAAGAGGAAAUGAUAAAACCGGAGAGAACUACUUUUGACCUAAAACAGAAGCAGGAGGUCGAUAAUGUUGAGCUGAAGAAGCGACAGGAUUACUUGAGAACGCAACGCGACAAGUUGGUGGCACUGAAGAAAGAAGCAAGAAAAAAGCAUCUUGAUGAUGGAGGAGAGUUAAAAGGUAAGAAGGUGCGUCCUAAAUCUGCAAAAGCAGCCGAAGUUUUGAUGUCUUCAGAGCCAGGAUCUCACAUCGAGCCGCAAAAGUUAAAAUUACGAAAGGCUUUGGUGCAGAAGCUAAAGACGGAAGUGGUCGGAAAAAAUUCCAAUUAAAUUGUUGAA
Molecule: messenger RNA, 1137 nt
Organism: Nicrophorus vespilloides
Lineage: Eukaryota; Metazoa; Arthropoda; Insecta; Coleoptera; Silphidae
Product: cilia- and flagella-associated protein 36
Exons: 7
Coding region: 136-1128 (330 amino acids)
Cellular component (GO): axoneme; ciliary base
Source: RefSeq, a predicted model, not a curated record